This is a messenger RNA of Lotus japonicus, 2061 nucleotides long. RefSeq lists its product as uncharacterized. The transcript has a single exon. The coding region runs from base 779 to 1717 and encodes 312 amino acids. NCBI's taxonomy places the organism in Eukaryota, Viridiplantae, Streptophyta, Magnoliopsida, Fabales, Fabaceae. The record is from RefSeq and is a predicted model, not a curated record.
AAGAACAAAAGACGCAGUGAGAGAAAGCAUCACACAGAUGAAUGGCUUUCCCUUCCCUGCCCGACUCCUUAACCUCUGAAUCCAGCACAAAAGAACUGCAAGCCCUCCAAUCCCGCCACUCUAUUGAUCCCAUCUCAGUCAUCCUACUACAGCAAAGACACACGAUAACAGAGACCAGUGCCAAUUUUUACAUCAGAGUACCCAAUUACGUACCUGUGCCGCACCGCCGACGUACCCAAUGACCCACGACGUACCCGGCGUUUUUUGGUGCGCAUCGAAGCGCACCGGAGCGUACCCACGGCGUACCCGCACCCGGUACGGGUGCGGGGGCAGAAAUGUCGUACCCGUGCUUCACAGCUCAAAUCACUAGCCUCAUUCAGCAUUGGGUUCAGGAUUUAAUUUUUGUACCGUGCACAUGAAGAAUGAUUUGUUAAGAAGGGUCACCGUCUAGCCACUUAAUGCAAUCUAUAUUCACAAGAUAAUUAAUCUCAUAUCUAUUAAAAAUCUGAAAAGGAUUUUACCUUUCCAUCCGUGCAAAGAUGAGAUAAAACUUGACAGAAGAAAACAAACAAAAAAUAUAGGAAAAGCGUUUUGCAGAAGAAAAAGCAAGCUCCCCAAGAUAGAGGCAGACACACACCAUAUCUCAAUUCUCACAUCACAAAACGUCAAUAGCACACCAAACACUCCCUCGAAACUCACACCCUCAAACACGCUUCUUUUCUCUUCUGCUGAACUUUGUGUGAAACAACACACCGCCACAAACAACAACACCACCACCAUGAAGAAGCUCUCUGCGAGAGCCAUUUCCAGUAGUCCAGCUCGAACAGACAAGUUCCCACCUCCAUUGAUGAUGAGGUUCCUCAGAACCAAUGCUGGUAGCAGAAGCACCAGGAGAACAUCAUCACGCUCCAGCCCCAUGUUCCUUCGGAAGAAAAACACCACCACCACCGUUGAAACCCAAGAACCUUCUUCCCCUAAAGUCACAUGCAUGGGACAAGUUCGAGCAAAACGCUCCUCCAAAUCCACACCACCCAAAAGAGAAACCAGAGCUUCCUCCGCCACGCCGUGUCGCUGCUGGUGGAUCCGGAAGCCCAACAACCCCUGCCGCUGCCGCCCCGUUUGGCCUAAAUGGGCCUUCUUCCGGCGAAAAUCAACCAAGCUCAAAGAAGAAAACUCUGCGAAAUCAGAGUCAAAUUUUCAGGGGAGGUCCUUCGAAGAAGAAUCAAGAAUGAGCACUUGCGAUAAUGUUCCUUUUGCUUCCAUCUCUUCCACCCCACCGAGAAACGCUUUGCUGUUAACAAGAUGCAGAUCCGCGCCGUUUAGAUCUUCCUCUUUGGCGAGCAAGUUCUGGGGUUCUGAAGAAACAGAGUCCACCUCCGGCGACACUUCCGGUGACAACGAUAACAAACCGGUUUCAGUGAGGCAUUCAGUUUCGGAAUCAGAAGCCAAAAGGGUAUCAGAAUCUGAAACAAAAAUGGAGUUUUUCAAAGAGCUUGAGGAUUCGCUUCUGAGACAGGGAAUCACAGCUUCAAUCACCAACAACUCAGAGGGAAACUCUGCAUCACGUUCUCCUGUAGUGCUUACAAGGUGCAAAUCGGAACCGGCUAACAGAGGGCUUAGGAUUGAUCCUGAGGUGAACAAUUUGUGGAAAAAGAGAAGGUUGGGUUUUGCUACUGAGACAUGCUCUGUUCUUCAUCAUCACAUGGUUUCUGAUUAGGUUAAUUAGUUCUUAAUCUUCAUUGCUUAAUCUGAUUAAUUCUUUUCCAUUUUUCUGUUUCUUUGAAGUGAAGUGUCAACGGUUACUGAGUAGAAUAUAGUUCUAUGAAUAAAAAAGGUAUCUGUGUAUAGUGUUGUGCAUUGAAAGAAGAAAAGCCAGAGGUAUUCACAGCUGUACAUUGUUUGAAUUUUCAAUUGUUUGUUUUUAUUAUGAACACAAAAAUUGCUUUGAGAAGUGAGAUAAGAGUCCAUGGAAAUGGGUAACUGUAGUUAAUGUCUUCUUGUCUUUAUAGGAGGAGUUUCUUUGUCCUUGCUAAGAAAUCUUAAGAACCUGAAAUGUAGACU